AAUCUAAGUUAAUCAUUAAAAACUAUUCCGCUAAGAAUAAAUUGAAUACAUAAAAGUUACUUUUCCAAAGUUGUUGAAAAAACUUGUAUAUUUAUUUGGUUGAAUCUAUUUUAUUUUCGAAUAAUUUUUUUUUUUAAUUCUUUUCACAGGAGUGUUUAAUGGUAUUUUCUGUGCUGAGUUACACAGGGGACGAAUUGAGACUUACACCUUCGAACAACGUUGAAGUGUCGGACUCUGUCGGAAGUGAGCAAUGGAAUUUAGAAACUGCACGUGUAAGCCGAAUACCGGGUGGUUCUCAGCGCGUGGACAAAUUAAUGUAUACAUUUAAAGUCCAAAGAAAAUCGUUAUUUCUUGUUUUAAAUAUAAUGCUUCCAAUUAUUUUUAUAGCUGCCAUCAACAUUUUGGUAUUUAUAUUACCGGCGGAAUCCGGUGAACGUCUUUCAUAUUCUGUGACGGUUCUUCUCGCGUUAGCGGUAUACAUGACCCUUGUUGGUGAAAAUCUGCCGAAAAGCUCCGAACCAAUGUCGAUUCUGAGUUAUUACCUACUGGGAACAUUGCUAAUUAGUACCAUGAUCACAGUGGUCACUAUAUUCAACCUGGAUAUUUACCACAGAUCGGGCGAAGUCACGCAACGCGAUGGAAGUCUCGCGAGGAAAAUACACUUCACAUCUUGUCGAUGUAAAGGUAGAAAUACCGUGGCUAAGGUCAAGGUCGCCUUUGCAGCAGACGAAAAGAAGGAGCGUCCGUUAGAAAGCCGAAACGAUACACGAGAGGUAACAUGGCAUGAUGUUAGCUAUGCUCUGGACAGAAUUGGCUUGGUUCUAUUCACGCUUGUCAGUUUGCUGGUAAACACAGUUUUCCUAAUACGAUUGAAGUACAAUUCAUGAAAACCUCACCAUUGGUCCAUGAUAGUUUGUUGGUAAGAUAGAGUUUCAGCCUAGAAGAACAUUGUAUUAUUCAAAGUGACUAUACAAUUGGUACAUAAACUAUUUCUUGGUUUCAUACAUGCCCAUACUUAUAUUCUUUAGUCAAUACAUGUUUAUACUAGGCUACAUAAAUGUUAGCCUGCAAACUUAGUUCAAUAGUGAGAGCGUAGACAUACGGAGUUCGA
Messenger RNA from Mercenaria mercenaria, 1111 nucleotides. Its product is annotated as neuronal acetylcholine receptor subunit alpha-7-like. The transcript has a single exon. The record is from RefSeq and is a predicted model, not a curated record. Bases 159 to 887 code for a protein of 242 amino acids. Gene Ontology annotation, molecular function: neurotransmitter receptor activity; transmembrane signaling receptor activity; extracellular ligand-gated monoatomic ion channel activity. Lineage: Eukaryota; Metazoa; Mollusca; Bivalvia; Venerida; Veneridae. Gene Ontology annotation, cellular component: synapse; neuron projection; membrane. Gene Ontology annotation, biological process: monoatomic ion transmembrane transport; chemical synaptic transmission; signal transduction.